UGCUGAGGAACGCAGAGCUUCUGCUCUCCGCUCCAUCAGCUCCACACCGGGGACAAUAGAUAGGGGGGGCUCCUGGCUGAUGUGACUCCCCCUCCUCCCUCCCUCUCUCACUCCUUCUCCUCCCAUUCCGACGAGUCUACAGGCUCGUCAAGCAGAGAAAUAAACAGACUGGAGCUGUGAGGAGAGAGGACGGUCCUCCUCCCCUCCCCCUCUCUCUGUCCAUCUUCAUCCAGCCGUUCCCUUCAUGGACCGGAAUUAUCCCGCUGCAGGAUUUGGAGACCUGGGCGCCGGGACGGGAUGGGUUUACGACAGAUCGGCGAAGGCAAGCUUCAUGUAUGGGAGCUCCAGGUCCACCCACCCAGACUCAGAACUUCUUCACCGGCAAGCCUACAGCACCCCUCACCCCCUCCAGGGCUAUGCAACCAACCACCCCCCAGGGAGCUCCAGACAGGGUGGAGCCUGGGGGCCUGCUGGACGUACGCUUGGACUGUCAGGGCUAUUUGACACCAGCCUCCACCAUGCUGGUCCCACUGGUCCAGACCCCUCGGUCAUGAAUCUGAUUUCAGCUCUAGAGUCUCGGGGCCCCCAGCCCACGGCCUCAGCAUCCUCCCUCCUUUCCCAGUUUCGGACUCCUUCUUGGCAGACUGCCAUGCACACACCAGCCCCAGCGGAGCUCUUUAUUUCAGGGGCGAUUCCAGGGUCUGGAUCGUUCCCCUCCUCCUCUCCCAUUUCUGCAUACCAACAUCCUGGCUCCUUUAACGGACGAUCGUUCGCUCCCUCUUUGUCCAUACAGGAAUCCUCUACAUUUAGUCCAACCUCCAAUGGUUUGCUUUCCCCCCAUGACUCUCUCCUGCACAUUAAAGCUCCCUCUCAGUCCAGCUUAGGCUUUGACCGCUUGCUGUCUUCUCACAGUUCUACAUACAGAGGCUCCCAGGAGCCACCAGCCCCUUCUCAGACUCAAGCUUCUUCCACCUCCUCAAGUUGCCACCUGCCCCAUCCCCAGUUCAAUGUGUUGUCCUCCCAGCUCCAUAACCGGUCGUCCCAGCUAUACAACAACUCAAUGUUCCCUUCUGCCCCAUCCAUGGUAUCUGCCGCUACUCCUCUAGCACUGCCUCCUCCAGAGAGAGCAGCUUCCCGACAGGACAGCGUGAUCAAACAUUACCAGCGAUCACCCCCGGCCCAGUCCACAACGCUACAGCAAUAUGCCAGCUGUGGUGAGUCAUCUGGCUUCCAGCAGAUCGUAAGCCACCAUCGACAAGCGGGACUGUCUCAGAGUCCCUUGGGAGAACAAAGCCCUCCCUCUGAUCCCAAGCCAUCACUACAAACGUACCAGCCCAUCGUUCAGACUCCCUACACACCCUCAUCAUCCUCUGCAUCGUCUUCAUCUGCCACAAAAGAACUAAAGGGUUCCAACAACUCCACCAGUGGCUACUCCUCUUCUAGCUCAGCAUCUUCCUCUUCUCGUAACCCGCAAACUCCCCCAUCAGCCUCGUCUGCCUCCUCUUCCAACUCCUCAGUGUCCAAAACAAGCAGCAGCUCCUUGCUGGCGCUCUCCCAUCAGCAGCCUCAGCUUCAGCCAGCCCCAGCACCAACUCCUCUGCCAGCGGUGUCCUCUAGCUUUGUUCAGCAGCCUGUUGCCAAACAAUGUCUGUCCAACUAUGGCUCCCAGUCUUUGGCCAAAUCUAGCACAGACCUAUCAGACCAACCCCCACCCCAGCUCCAGAGUCAGUUUUAUUCUGCUGGUCACCCUCCAUUAGCUCACAUGGCACAACCCUUGGGGGGGUUUGGUUCACCUAAUGCUCAAGACCUGAGCUCUGAAGUAGUGCUUAGUGGGGGGAAAGCUUUCACUGGUGUGGGCUCAGGAGGACGCGCUUUCUCUGCAGAGACCGUUUUUGAGGAGUCAAGUUUCAGCCCAGGCUCUCUCAGAGGAGCAAGCAGUCCUUCCAUGGGGUUUAGGAGCGAGUCUACACGGAGUGGACCCCUAGGAGUGACUAGUCAUGGGGGUGUAGCUGGAUCUGCAGCAUCAGGGAGUGAGGCUGCUGGGGUUGGUAAUGACAACACCAGCUCUUACCACCUGCCUGAGUCCAGCACAUCACCAUCUGACAGCUCUUCCCUCACUCACCCUGCACUGCAGUCUCCAGUUAACACUCACCUGGCACAGUCCCCAGGAGCCUCCGGGGCCACAAAAUACUUAUCGUCAAUGCUUUCUCCUGCUUUUAUGCCCUCACCACAAGCUCUGCCUGAUUUGAGACGGUCUCAGAGCCAGUCCUACCAUGCAACACUAACCAGACCAAAAGCAGAAACAAGCUUGUUGACAGCAGAGCGCUCUCGACACGAUGACGAAGAUGCCGAUGAUUUCCUAAUCCAGCAUCUACUACACUCAGAGACCUCAGCCUCUCAUCAUUCUCAGCAUCCUGCACAACAACUGACCCGGUCUGUCUCCCGAGACAGGGAGGGGGAAGGCAAAGGCAUGACCUAUAAUAUGAGCAAGCUCUCCGAUGAGCACUACCACCCUCAGAGUGUCAUUCGUACCAGAACCACUACCAGCAGCUCUGCUCCUGCUGCAGCAGGCGCCGACACAACAAGCGGUUCAAGCAGACAGCUAGAAAGAGUUCAGAACAAACAGCAGGCCAAGUCCGAGAUGGCCAUGUCAAAGUCUCCUGCUGGAGCACGAAGGGCUGCUGAAUCGCUUUCUCACACUCAAAGCACCGUCUCUCUUCAACAGCAGCAUGAGUCUUUGGGCUCUGCAGUGCAUUUUGGGAGGGGGGGGCCCUAUGCACAACAAGCCCUCUCUCAGCACCAACCACACACCUCUCACGCCCUCUCACAUUCUCAGCAACACCCUCACCACCCACAGCACCCUCAGCUGUCUCAUCCACCUUCCUACUCUCACAUGGAGCUAAAGAAACCGGCAAAUCCAGGCGACAGUCGCUACUUGUGUGACACUCCAGAUGUGCAGCAGUCUCAGAGCAGCCAGGCCCCCCUCUCCCUGAUGGAUUCAUCACCAGACCUUCCUCAGUCAACCCACAUGUCUGUACUUUCUCAAAACACGCACACAAAGAUGGACCAUCAGCAAGCACUAAAACAACAGCACUCUUUGAGUCAGCCGGGCAUGAUGGGAGUUGGGUCUGGUGGCGUGGAAUCCCAGCUCCAAAACCAGAAUGCGGAUGCCCACUACAGCCAUGCCGAUCAAACUCAAGCCAGUCAGAACUCAAUGUCUCCUCUGGAUAUCCUCGAUCCGUCUCUCUCACAAGCCAACAGCUUAGAGAGUAGGGGUCCACUGGACCGAGCUGGGGUUGGAGGGGCGGUUCCACUAGGAGAGGGAGCAGACAGGCACAGACAGCAGCACAGACUCACGCCCCACCAUCAUCCCCAACAGAACGGCUCUGAUGUUCAUGCUUUUCUUGCAGACCCAGACUUGGGUGUAUCCCCAUCUUCACACCUUCACCACCUCAACCAGCCUCCAGCCCAUGCACACUCCCACGCCCUGCACGAUCAGCAGACACACACUCACCACAGGCAACAGUUGACUCAUCCACACUCCCGCCACAUGGCGGCCAAUUUAGGGACUCCCCAACAAUCCCAGCAAAGCCAAACAAGAGAGAGCGAGCUCACACACCCCCAGCUGGACCAGCUUAAACAGCACCAUUACAGCACAAUGAGCCCAGUGGACAAAGCAGGACAGAAUCAAGUUCAGCCACAGCAACGCUUUCCUUCUCUAACGUCAGUCUGCUUCCCUGACUCCCUCUUGCAAGAUGAAGACCGUUCUUUCUUUCCAGAGAUGGAGGAUAUGUUUUCUUCUUCUGAUUACAAAUCGGGUUGUGGUGCGGAUUCUGCUGCUCAAGAGGACCUCAGUCGCAGCCACGUGCCGGCACAGGAGGCAAUAGAAACGUUAAAAGCAGGAGGUGCUGGAGGGGGUUAUAAUAUAAUGGGUCACACCGGUGAUCAAGGCUACGGGCAGUACUGCCACAGCCUCCCAGGCGCAGGAGAUGGUAAUCUGCACUUGGACCACGACCCCCUGAAGACGCACGAGCUGCCCUCCACUGUGAAUACCGACCAGCUUGGUCUCAUCCAGUCCCAAACUCUGACCCUGGGGCUGGGUUCAGCAGUUCCAGGAGAUGGUUCGGUCAACAAGAUGGUGGGAUCUGUUGGUGGAAGCUCCAACACCAGUGGUCUGACCUCACCCAUCUUCUGUUCCUCUCGACCCAAAAAGCUUUUAAAGACCAGCUCAUUUCACCUGCUUAAACAGCGGCGCGAGCCACAACCUCCAACAAAGAAAAACUAUGCGCAGGAGUAUGAGUUUGAGGAUGAUGAGGACAAAGCGGAUGCUCCAGCAGAUAUACGCCUCAACAGUCGACGGCAUCCAGCCCUUUUACCUGACCUGGUUUCUAGUUGUAGGAGGGCUGCUGGCACCUCUGGAGUAAGUCGGGUCAGUCCAAUAAUGGUCGACAUGGAUUUCUGCCAUCCGUCUAGCUACAGUCCCCUUGGACACCCGUCACAAAUCCUCACCCACAAUGGCCCUAAGAAAAGAGGGAGGAAACCAACUAAACCAAAACGUGAAGGUCCUCCUCGCCCGCGAGGUAGACCACGUAUACGUCCUCUCCCCGAACCUCCGUACUGCAGGGGGUUGAUGGGAUCAGCGGCUGGGGAGUCAAGGAGAGGGCGUGGGCGGGGAAGAGGACGUGGCAGAAGGGAAGACGGGCUGGUGGAGACGCAUCGGGAUUUAAAAACUCUGAGCUAUUCAUAUCAGCAGCAACCAUACAACCAACAGCAGCACCUGCAGCAACACCCACCACAACAUUACAGUCAACAGCCAGAUCUCCAUCAAGCUCCACACCAGCAGCCACAGCACCACCUCCACCUCCAUCAGCACCAGCAGGUUUCCUCCUCCCAUCACCAGCUGCACCAUCAGCAGCAUUAUCAACAUCCACAGCAGCAACCCUCCCAGCAGGCCCUGCAGGAUGCAGUCAGACCCGUUAAGAUCGAACUUCCCACUUCCAGCAGGACUCCGACAGAGUCUCUGCUGAGGACUGACUCGCUGUCCAGCAGUGAUCCGGUCCUCUCCGAUGGAUCGGUGGGAUCAGCACCAUCUCUGGGCCUGAGUCCUGGAUCGGGCACCACCAUGGACGUGAGCAGAACCGAUCUGGACCAGACUCAGGACAAGAUGGUGAAGCACCAGCAGAGAGCUGAUGAGAUGCUGAUGGAACAAUGGACAAAAGAACCUGACGAUCCUCUGGAUCCAGGAUCCUGGGCUUCUGUGCAGAAGCUCUCGAAUCCCGCUGACGACCGGGCCUUUGACUUUAAACCUGCCUUUGCAGCCUCCUUUUUGGAUUUCCUGAAGGCCAGUAAAAAAGGGUCUGAGCUGGACCUGAGGAAUGAUGGAGUUGAGCAGGAACUCCUGGACACCUGCUCCUCUCUGAAAGAGGGGAUCCAGCCUUUGUCCCCACCGCCACCUUCGCCCUCUCAGCAGCCUCCAGAAACCUUCAGUGACGGAGGGCAGGGUGAAGGGGCUGACCUGGCCCUCAGCAACUGCCCGAGUCCCUGCAAGCCCCUGGAUGAGGAGCUGAAAAGGAACCUGGAAACGCUGCCAUCCUUUUCCUCUGAUGAGGAGGACUCUGUCAGUAAGAACCAGGACCUGCAGAAGAGCAUCUCAUCUGCCAUCUCUGCCCUCUACGACACCCCGCACUCCCUGGCUGCUGCCAUGGCCUCUGCUAUGAUGAAGGUCCAGCCCACACUGUCCACCUCCACACCACCGGAGCCUUCCCUCAGCCCGCCGCUUCCUGCCACACCUCACCUCAUCCUCACUAUGGAGAACACCAAAGAGGAGGCUCGCACCUACACGCAGCGGCAAAUGGAGGAGGUCAAGGAGCAGAGUCUCAUCGAGCCCACUGAGGAUGGAGAAUCAGACAAAGAUGAGAUGGAGGUGGAAAUGGAGGGAGGAGAGGAGCCUGGGAAGAAUAAAGACAUCAUGCAAGUGUCUCAGACUGUGCAGAAGGAGCUGAUGGAGGAGAACAGAGUCUCUGAGAUGCAGGUUCAGGAGCUUCCUAAAGCUGAAGAAGCUGUCAGAGCGGACUUCUUACCGGACCUGACCGGGGAACGCCUUGGGAUUCCCCCGGAGGAGCUGGCCCAGGUGGCUGGGGAGAGGGAAGUCUGGGCCUCUCGACGCUACUGCCCCAGUAACCCGACUCCGGAUAAGCGGAUGAAAAUGGAUGGAUGGACAAAUAACAGAUUUACAUAUUCUCCAUCUGAACCUGCCCUUGCACCUCCAUCCCCAUCACUCUCUGUCCCUCCCUCACCACACACCCACUCCUCACCCUCUCCCCUUCCUCCCGAAAGUCCCUUUGUGCCCUGCUUGCCGCUGGUCCAGCCGACGGAGGCGGAGAUGAGUCUGCUCUACCCAGCUUCUGAGCCUCAACAAUCUUCACACCAGCAGACUGCUGGCUCUUCCCCGCCACCUUCUACCUCCCCACCUGCCACUUUGUCAUCACCCCUCUCCAACCUCCCCCUGAGCCAUUCCAUACCCCCUCCAUCCACCACACCUCCCCCAUCCUCCUCCGAUCAAGACCAGGAACCUGACAUGGGGCAGCCUUCCUCCUCUUCAUCCUCUUCUUCCUCGCCCUCCUCAUCACCCCCACAACCACCGUCCCCUCCAACUCCAGAGGAGGCCCCAGCAUCCCAGCGCCUCACCUCCCUCCAUCUUGCCAAGAAGCAGACAGAUGCUGCCAUCGUGGGUGAGAGUGAAGAAGAGGACAGCGAGAGCGGAGGUGAAGGAAUAUUUCGAGAGCGAGAUGAGUUUGUGGUUCGGACAGAGGACAUCGGGACUCUGAAGAUGGCUCUGCAAACCGGCAGAGAACCCCCACCCAUCUGGCGGGUGCAGAAAGCUCUGCUGCAGAAAUUCAGCCCAGAGAUCAAAGAUGGUCAGAGACAGUUCUGUGCAACCAGCAAUUAUCUGGGUUACUUUGGUGAUGCCAAAAUGCGCUACCAGCGUUUAUAUGUCAAGUUCUUGGAGAAUGUCAACAAGAAAGAUUACGUCAGAGUGUGUUCCCGGAAGCCUUGGCACCGGGCGGGUCUGACACUCAGACGGCAGUCGAUGGCUAAACAGCUGCUGAAUGUCCACAAUCAGUCCCAAACUAGGAUGGACAGAAAUGACAAAGACAAAGAAAGACAGAAGGAAAGAGAACUGAAGGAACACAGAGCAAGAGAAAAAGAACGAGAGAAACAAGAAAAGGAUCAAAAAGAAAGAGAGAAGCAAGACAGGGAGCAGAAAGAGAAAAUGACAAAAGACAAGGAAGAAAGGGAGCAAAAAGAAAGGGAUUGUAGAGAAACUGAGACAGAAAUAGAAAAGGAGCAGAAAGAACAAGGACAAAGAGAAAAAGAGCAAAAGGAAAAGGAAAGAAUUUAUAAGCAGCAGAGAGAAAAGGAGCAAGGGGAACGAGAAAAAACAGAGAGAGCAUUAAAAGAGAAGGAGAAACAGGAGAUUGAACAGAAAUACAAAGAGAAAAAAGAGAAGGAAAAGAGAGAUAAAGAGCAAAAUGAAAGAAGGCAAGAGAAAGAGCAAAGAGAGAAAGAGAAACAAGGAAAAGAGACAAGAGAAAAACUAGAAAAGGUAAAACAGGAGCAAGAAAGAAGGGAGAAGCAAAUAGAGCUGAAAGAAAAAGAAAGGAAGGAUACAGCAAAGGAAAAAACAGAACGAGAGCGAAGGAACGGAAAUCCAGAACUUGUGAGACUCAAGGAAGUAAAGAGAGGAGGAGAGAACAAGAUGGAGUGUCAGUCCAGAACCAAGAUGCCAAAAGACAGAUCAGAGCCUCCACCAAAGAAGAGGAAGAAGUGGCUGAAGGAGGUGCCUUCCUCCUCCAAUUCCUCAGAGUCGGAAUCCUCCCUCCUAAGUGAUGAUGAAGGACCUGUGAGGGCUUUGAUGAACAGCCGUGCCAUGUGGGAGAUGUUCAGGAGCUAUGUGGAGAUGCUGGUGAGCACAGCCCUGGACCCUGACAUGAUCCAAGCACUGGAGGACACUGAUGAUGAGCUGUACCUCCCUCCCAUGAGGAAAAUUGAUGGCCUGCUAAGCGAGGAGAAGAAGAGACUGCUGAGGAGAAUCAACAUGAGUUCUCAGCACCAGGAGGCCCUACACCUCUUCCCCAUAAUGACAGCAGACCCUCUGGAAUCUGGAGCUGUCAGGGUCCAUCUCGGUGGGGAAGGUUACAACCGGAAAACUCUCAAUCGCAUCAAGAAGAGUAUUCUCAAGCAGCAGGAUCUGAAGCUUCCAAUAGAAACGUGUCGACUCUACAGCCUGUAUCACUCUCUUCACCACUACAAGUACCACACCUUUCUACACUGCAAGAAGGAGACUGAUAACAUCGAGCAGGCCGCUGAAGAUCCUGGUCAGGAGGAGGUGGUGCAGCAGUGCAUGGCCAACCAGGGCUGGCUGGAGAACCUUUUCAACUCCUUUAUGGAGCUCUUCAGCCUCAGUGCCAAGGCCUGAAGCAGAACUUGUCCUUGAUCAUCCACUCGAUAUCAGAAGCCAGAGACAUCCUGCAUCUGUGUAACUAAAGAGACAUGACAGAGGCUGUGCGGACGUGCAUCGUGCUCUGAGAAGAUCCCGCGUCCGUCUGCUGGUGGGACCUUAAUGCUCCAGAGUUCUUCUAUGAUUGAGUCCACCUGCAGUGAUGGAGAUGAAGAAGCCUGUGAAUGCUAUGAGUUUUUUUUUUACCCCAAAUUAAAAGAAAAUUGUGUUAUUUUUGCUGCAAAAGAGAUUUCUGUUAACUUCCAUAAUACUGAAACACACACACACACACACACACACACACACACACACACACACACACACACACACACACACACACACACACACACACACACACACACACACACACGUGCUGUGUAUAAGGACAAAUUAGUAGCAACAGUUUCUACGAUGACAUUUUUAAAUGACCCUGAUAAGGGACCGUCUGUCGUUCUUAUUUUUGAUGGACAUUUUAAAAGUGUGUAGAUAAAAUGAUCCGUGGCAGUAAAACCUGGAAGGGGUUUUAAGGACUAUGUGAUAGUUUCUACCUGCCUCAGUGGAACCGGGACAAAUCAUGUUGAAAGGAUGUUAAAUAAGAGGCUUCAACGCCACCAAAAUAAAAGCUGAGAGGAAGCGUGGCAGAGCAGAGCCUACAUGUUCGUGUUUAAUGUUCAUCCUUUUUAUCUGUUGUUGAUGAUUUUUGGUUUGACCUCAGCGAGGAGAAACGUGUAAAUAUUGUACAGCUGCUCCGUUCACUCUUCUGAACAUGAAAUAAAAGUCUCCAUGUGACAAAUGAGAGGGUGAAUAAGGA
Nothobranchius furzeri (turquoise killifish) is the source of this 9311-nucleotide messenger RNA. It is a transcript of the gene prr12b, whose product is annotated as proline rich 12b. NCBI's taxonomy places the organism in Eukaryota, Metazoa, Chordata, Actinopteri, Cyprinodontiformes, Nothobranchiidae. The record is from RefSeq and is a predicted model, not a curated record.